CCGAUAUCUUAUCCGGUGUCCUUAUCACAAUUUCCUAACUUCAAAUAAGCAAUCGCAAUAAUCGCAAUAACCGUAGACAACCUCGUCCCGUUUAAAAUCCUAGCCUCACGUAUUUUUUCAUUCUCGAUAAUCGAAAAAUAGCUAUCGACGCGCGCUCAAGUCACCACCAUCCAUCAUGGAUGCCGCAGCGAUAGAGGAGACGAAUCGCCUCCGCGUUUCUCUGGGCAUGAAACCUUUGCCCGUUCCUGGCGCAAGCGGUCCUCAGUUCAAAGAAAAGACAUCCACGCCCGACGAAGACGUCGGAAGCACCCUUGAGAUCCGAGAAGCAGCCGCGUACGAUAACUACAAAAAGAGCAGAGAUGCUGAAGAGGCCAAGAAGAAGCGUGAAGAGAAAACUGCUGCCAUCAAAAGAGCCCGUGACGCCGCAAAACGUUUCGAGAAUUUACAAGGCAAGGGGCUAGGCGAGGCUGAUGACGAUGAGGUUGAUACCAAGUCGUGGUUGAUCAGUCAAAAGAAGCGCCAAAAGCAGAUCGAAAAGGCGCGGAAGCUAGAGGAGGAACUGGCGGCUGCCGAAGCUGAAGCAGCAGCAGCGAUUAAGUACACGUCCAAGGAUCUUGCUGGUGUCAAGGUCGGACACGAAAUCGGAUUAUUUGAGGAUGGUGAAGAGCAAAUAUUAACACUCAAGGAUACCGACGUUUUGGGAGAGGAGGAGGAAGGUGACGAGCUCGAAAACAUCAAUCUUAGAGAGCGAGAGAAGCUUGACAAGAAGCUCGAAUUGAAAAAGAAGAAGCCCGUAUACGAUCCCCUUGCAAACGACGAGAACGGCGAGCGUAGCCUCCUAGCCCAGUACGACGAGGAAAUCGAUGGCAAAAGAAGCAAGAAGUUUACAUUAGAUGGAUUAGGGAAUACUGUGUUGAGCGAUGAUCUGGAUAAUCAAGCAUACGGUGGACAACGACAAAAGAUCAACCUCGAUCUUUUUACAGAGGACAAACCGGCUUCGGAUUACUUGGACAUUUCAGAAAUCAAAAUCAAGAAGCCCAAGAAGAAGAAGUCGAAGUCGACAAGACAGCGCCCAGUAGACGAGGACGAUAUCUUUCCGUUACCGCCAGCAGAGCCAGAUCAGUCGAUGGACAUAGAUUCGGGUGCCGGUUUCGUCAACAAGAAGCGUAAGACAGACGACACAACAUUCGCUGAUGACGAAGAUCUCCAGGCUACUUUGGCUGCUCAAAGAAGAGACGCCCUAAAGAAGCGCAAGAGGACACGCCCCGAAGAUAUAGCGCGGCAACUACGAGAGGAAGCACAGACGCCAGAAGUUGAUAAUGACGCCAACGGUGCUCAGGAGGGUGGCCUCGUUCUUGAUGAGAUCUCCGAAUUUGUUUCGGGGCUAAAGAAGGAAGAUAUCGAGGACCGCAAACCUCGUAAACCGAAGUCACCUAAAGAUGCUCCGGUCACAGCCAUGGAGGAUGACUCUGAUGAAGACGAGCCGAUGAAGGAUGGGGACGACGAACAUGAUAGAGUUAAGCGCGAGACGUCAGCCCCAGCAGAGACGGCCAUCAUCGGCGUUGAUGAAGAGAAGACCAUAGGGUCUGGCAUCGGCGCAACAUUGCAGCUUCUAAGAGAACGACAGCUCCUGAAGGACUCUGGUGCUGCUGAAUUAAACGAAACGCAGCGUCAGCAUCAACUAUUCGUCGCCGAGAAGAAACGAAAAUUGGCAGAGAUUGAGCAAGACGCCCGCAACCAGCGUGAGCGUGAUCGUAACAGCGGCAGGCUCGACAAAAUGUCAGUACGAGAGAGAGAAGAGUGGGCUCGGCAGCAGAACAAUAUGCGCGACCAGCAGACAUCACGACAGCUAGUCGACCUCUUUAACAAAGGAUAUAAACCCAACGUAGAGCUCAAGUACCACGACGAAUACGGGCGGUCGCUCGACCAGAAGGAGGCAUUCAAGCACCUCAGCCACCAGUUCCACGGCAAGGGAAGCGGCAAGGGCAAGACAGACAAGCGACUCAAGAAGAUCGAGGACGAGAAGCGACGAGAGUCCCAGAGCAUGCUGGAUGCCAGCCAGAACGUCGGCAUGAGCUCAGCCAUGACACAGCAGACGAAGAAGCGGAAGGAGGCUGGUGUCCGACUUGCGUGAUGGCGCUAUAUACGGACAGACUGCGUUAAAAGGUGCUUAUUCCCUUACUUGUACACUUAUCAGUUAGUAAUUCAGAGCUGACACUGGUCUUUUCAAGUCUGAUGUUCUAUGAUGUGC
Molecule: messenger RNA, 2251 nt
Organism: Daldinia decipiens
Lineage: Eukaryota; Fungi; Ascomycota; Sordariomycetes; Xylariales; Hypoxylaceae
Product: SART-1 protein
Exons: 1
Coding region: 176-2134 (652 amino acids)
Biological process (GO): maturation of 5S rRNA; mRNA cis splicing, via spliceosome
Cellular component (GO): U4/U6 x U5 tri-snRNP complex
Source: RefSeq, a predicted model, not a curated record